AUGGCAAGUCCGUUGCUGUGCCUGGCCGCCGCGGCGCUGGCCGUAGUAGCCGUCCUCGUCUCCACGACAGAGGCGUGGCGCGCGACGCCGCCGCCGCUGCCGGUGCUGCCGAUCCCGUCGGCGCCGCAGCUGAAGUGGCAGUGCCGCGAGGUGAUCAUGUUCUUCCACUUCGGCAUGAACACCUUCACGGACUCCGAGUGGGGCACGGGCCCCUGGCGCGGAGGCCGCGGCGACGUGGUCAGGGAGUUCGUGGACGCCGCCCGUGCGCGCGGCGUCGACGCCGGGCUCUACCUCUCGCCGUGGGACCGGCACGACGAGCGGUACGGCGAGGAGGUCGCGUACAACGAGUACUACGAGGCCCAGCUCCACGAGCUCCUCACCGGGUACGGGAGCGUGUCGGAGAUUUGGUUCGACGGCGCCAAGGGCAAGAACGCGACCAAUAUGACGUAUCACUUCCAGGAGUGGUUCCAGACGGUGAAGCAGCUGCAGCGCUCCAUCAACAUCUUCUCCGACGACGGGCCCGACGUCCGGUGGGUCGGCGACGAGAAGGGCUACGCCGGAACCACCUGCUGGUCCACCGUCAACCGCUCCAUGAUCACCAUCGGCGAAGCCGGCAUCGAGAAGGCGACCCACUGGGUGCCGCCGGAGUGUGACGUGUCGAUCCGGACGGGCUGGUUCUGGCACAAGAACGAGACGGCCAAGCCGCUGAGCCAGCUGCUGGAGAUCUACUACAACUCCGUGGGACGGAACUGCGUGCUCCUGCUCAACGCGCCGCCCAACUCCACUGGCCUGGUCGAGGACGCCGACAUCGCGCGGCUGCGCGAGUUCGGGGCCGCCGUGGCCACCAUCUUCGGCACGGACCUCGCCGCGGGCAGCGAGCGCGGCGCCGGGUUCGCGGCGCGCAACGUGCUGGACGGCCGCGACGACACGUACUGGGCGCCAACGGGCGAGGACGGGCGCCGGAACGGGUACUGGAUCGAGCUGCGUCUGCGGCGGCCGGGGCCGGGCGCGCAGGCGUUCAACGUGGUGCGGAUCCAGGAGCACGUGGCGCUGGGGCAGCGCGUGGAGCGGCACGCGGUGUACGUGGACGGCGCGCCCGUGGCCAACGGCACGACGGUGGGGCACAAGCGGCUGCACCGGCUGCCCCGCCCCGUCGCGGGCACGACGGUGCGGGUCUGGAUCGCGGCGCGGCGUGGCCCGCCGCUGCUCUCGGCGGUGGGCCUCCACUACGACCCCUUCGUCGAGGCGAACACGAUGUGA
Molecule: messenger RNA, 1260 nt
Organism: Miscanthus lutarioriparius
Lineage: Eukaryota; Viridiplantae; Streptophyta; Magnoliopsida; Poales; Poaceae
Source: the annotation of a GenBank genome assembly